AUGAAGGCCUGCGUCUCCCUGAUAGUGGCCAUACUCUGUGGUUUGGCCUGGGCUGGAAACCUGGAGUCAUGUGCGUCUCGCUGUAACGAGAAAUUUAACCGGGAUGCAGACUGCCAGUGUGAUCGUCAGUGUCCCCAACAUGAUGAUUGCUGUGACGACUAUGGACAUCUGUGCACUGCUGAAGAAGACCCGCCUGAGCCAAAGGCAUUCCUGGAUCCAGAGGAUGAGAUCCCAGUCAGCCACCUGUACGCUGCACCAAACUCCUGCCAGGGCCGCUGCCGGGAAGCCUACGACAAGCACCAGCCUUGCCACUGCAAUGACCGAUGCCAAGAGUUUGGGAACUGCUGUGAAGAUUUUUACAGCCUGUGCAGUGGCCAUGAGGGCUUCUCCCACCGCAGCGAUGCUGUAACCAACGAGGACCUUCAGAGUAUCUCUGAGACCAUCUACAGGGUAGACACCAAUAAAGCCCACAAGGAAGACAUUGUCCUCAACAGUCAAAACCGUGUCUCCCCGUCAGAGACAGGGAACCAAGUGGACCGCUGUCCGGAGCCGCUUUUCACUUACGUCAACGAGCAGCUGUUCACCAAGCCUACCUACGCAGCUUUCAUCAACCUCCUCAACAAUUACCAGCGGGCCACCGGCCAUGGGGAGCACUUCGGUGCCCAAGAGCUGGAGGAGCAGGCUCUCUUCCUCAGGGAGGUCAUGAAGACAGCUGUCAUGAAGGAGCUCUAUGGUUUUCUCCAUCACCAGAACCGCUACAGCUCCGAACAAGAGUUCGUGGAUGAUUUGAAGAACAUGUGGUUUGGACUGUACUCAAGAGGCAACGAAGAAAGAGAUUCGAGUGGCUUUGAACAUGUCUUCUCAGGCGAAGUGAAAAAGGGCAAGGUCACUGGCUUCCACAACUGGAUCCGCUUCUACCUGCAGGAGAAGGAGGGUCUGCUUGACUAUUACAGUCACAACUACGAUGGGCCUUGGGAUUCCUACCCCGACGUGCUAGCCAUGCAGUUCAACUGGGAUGGCUACUACAAGGAAGUGGGCUCAGCUUUCAUUGGCAGCAGCCCUGAGUUCGAGUUUGCCCUCUAUUCUCUGUGCUUCAUCACCAGGCCAGGCAGAAAGUGCCACUUAAGCCUGGGUGGGUAUCCUCUGAGCAUCCAGACCUACACAUGGGAUAAGACCACCUACGGAAAUGGCAAGAAGUACAUUGCCACAGCCUACAUAGUGUCGUCUACCCAAUAGAGUUGGCAGCCAGAUGGGCUAUGAGGGCAGGGGGCCAAGCCAGAUCCAGGUGCUAUUUGUUCUUUACUGGGGAGGGGAGGGACGAGUCUGGGAAGAAUGCCAAACCCCAGUUUUAUGAAAGAGAUCUCAACUCUAGAAACGCCCAUGUGGGAGAGAGAAGAAAGGAUACAAUUAGAAAAAAAAAUGUAGAGAAUCAGCCAAAUCUUUGUUGUCUUAUAUUCUAGCAACAUGAACUAAGAAAUAGAGCCCCUCUCUCUCUGGCAAAGGUAGCAGCCCUUGAGAGUUCUUUAAAGUGUAGUGGGGCCAUGAGCAAGUCCUUGGCCUCAUAUUUCCCUUUAAUGUGAAGGGGAGGGUCUUCUGCCUUUCCUGUGUGGGGCUUGGGGAGAGGGUGAUGCAGACAGUAUUAUGACUGGGAGGUGUCUUCAGGUGUUUGUAGGAAGAACCGGUGGUAGAAAUUGGGGGUUUCCGAAUGGCUGUCUCUGCAACUGAGACUCAGCCUUGUGCUGGGCCCCAAAGAAGCAGGUCUAAGACCCAAGCAGGAAAGUCUUGGAGAGUCAAAUUCGUGAGAGUGUGUAGUCAGGGGUUGGGCGGUUGGAAGUGGGCUAGGGCAGGUGGCCUCCUCGAUCCUAGAUGUCUGUGUGGCCACGUGAGCAUCUGCUUCUAGAAGUUUCCCCCUUGCAGACAUUUAGUGCAGUAACAGACAUGUGUUUUGAUCCCACAUAGAACUUUGUUUUGUUUCAAAAGAACAGCCCUCCUAGGAGGAAGAUUGAGCAUCCAAGGAAGAAAAGACUCUCUCACUCGGUGUCACUGGCAAUUAUACUAAAGUUUAUCCAGCUGCCAGAAUUUGGAACAUCCUAGGCUGGUAGAAGAGGGACCCUGGGGCUCCUGUUUCCAUCUCUAUGAUGUAUUUAUUGACCCCUGAUGCUCAGGAGCCAGGUGUGGCCCCACAGAGCCAGCCUUGUACCACAGCAUAGAGGCAUCAUGUUUCCAAUUAAA
This is a messenger RNA of Chionomys nivalis (European snow vole), 2232 nucleotides long. RefSeq names its product endonuclease, poly(U) specific (gene Endou). The transcript is spliced from 10 exons. Bases 1 to 1236 code for a protein of 411 amino acids. NCBI's taxonomy places the organism in Eukaryota, Metazoa, Chordata, Mammalia, Rodentia, Cricetidae. The record is from RefSeq and is a predicted model, not a curated record. Gene Ontology annotation, molecular function: polysaccharide binding; RNA endonuclease activity; scavenger receptor activity. Gene Ontology annotation, biological process: immune response.